Messenger RNA from Eurytemora carolleeae, 2602 nucleotides. RefSeq names its product ectonucleotide pyrophosphatase/phosphodiesterase family member 5. The coding region runs from base 565 to 2379 and encodes 604 amino acids. The record is from RefSeq and is a predicted model, not a curated record. Lineage: Eukaryota; Metazoa; Arthropoda; Copepoda; Calanoida; Temoridae. The transcript is spliced from 9 exons.
UUCAUAUUAUGAACCCCCUGAGAUUAAAAACAUAUUAAUAUACCGGACUUGUACACUGUAAUGUGUAAUCUGAUCCUCUACUUCUAAUCUUAGUUCUAUUUCUCUAUACACCACGAUACUAGGAUUUAUAAUAUCAACCACGAAAAACAGUUGAGAAUAAAAAGUGUACAUGUGCUUAAAUUGUUCUGCCUAAUGUAAGUAAUAAAUUAUAAUCUACAAACAUGGAACAAUGUUAGUGUGAGAUAUCCACAAAGUUUACAAGUGUUAAAUAUGACCUGCAUAAUGCUGGAGCAAUCAAUACCAGCUUUCUCAGCACAGGUGGGUUUAUCCAGUUCAUCCAGUUAUACAGUUUACUCAGUAAUCCACCUCUUACAGCUUCUUCUCAUAUUAUCUUCUAGCUGAUAAAGUUCUUCCAGUCCUCCAGUUUUUUAAAUUUUUCAAGUGCUCCAGUUCUAAUCCAGCCUAUCAAGAUCAUAUUCAGCCUACGGUACACAAGCACCCAGUCUCCCGUACAAACCUUGGAUAAUAUGAGCAGCUUAAAACUGGUUUGAAUCCAGUUUAAGAAUGAGAUAUCUAUUUUUGUUAUUUUCUGUUCUUCCAGCUACCCUGAGCACCAGGGUUCUGCUCCUAGUUCUUGAGGGACUAACGGAGACGCUUCUCCGGAGAAUCUCAACCCCUGCUCUUGACUCUAUAUUUGAGAACGGAGCCGGGUUUCGUAUGAAACCAGAAUUUCCUGCCGAAUCACUCCCAACCCUGCAAGCUAUGGUGACCGGUCAGCACUCUGAGAUGACCGGAGUUCUGGGCAAGGAGGUCAACUACUUCGGGAAACCGUUACAGUACACAGACAUGCUGUUCUGGAAUUAUAAUCCAAACAUUUCAACAAUUGCUGAUAUACACGCUUAUGGAGGUGAGGGGUUGACAGGAUCAGUUGGCUGGCCUGGAGCACAGUUCUAUCAGAACCAGGAGAACAUGAGGCUGUGGGGAACUGUUUAUCAUAUCGACGAGUCGGUAGCGAAGCACACGACACCAACUUCAAAACUCAAGGAACGAAGAACGGAUCGACGAAGACGAAGUUUAUCCAAGGAGUCUGGAAUACUACAAGAACAGGACUCAUGGGGAUUGCUACAUGAGCCAGACAGCAUAGAAGAUACUCUUGAUGGGACGGAUGGAGAGGAGGAGGGACAUAUAGAAGAUGAGGAAACCAACCCUGUGAACCAAACUGAAAAUAUCGAUAGAUUUUUCUUUAAUAAAACUACAGAUCAGGAUUGGUUGAGAUGGACUAAUCAGGUGAAUACAGUUGUAGACUGGUUCAGAUCAGAGAAGCCGGUAAACCUAGUUCUGUUCUACCUGGACCAACCCGGAGAUACGAUCAGAUUCUUUGGACCGGAGUCAGAGGAGGUGGAUCUAGCAGUUUACAAGGUUGACCAGCUUGUUGGUUACCUGCUCCAGGUGCUGGAGGAAAGAGGUCUAGCCGAGGAUACGAACCUUGUCCUAACCGGCCUCCAUGGGUUCCUUCAAGUCACCACAGAGAAUGUUUUUGAUGUCAGCAAUCUCGUCGACUCGAAGGAGUAUCAGAUAUACGGUGAGAACCCUGUUCUAAACCUACAACCUGUACAUGUUGACAAGCAGCUAGAUAUAUACGCUGCACUCCAGGGUAGCGAGGAUACAGACAAGUUCAACCUGUACAACAAGCACGGGAUCCCGGACCAGUACAAAUACAAGAACAACGACAGGGUCACGGAUAUUGUCCUCGUGGCGAAGGAAGGGUUUGCCUUCGCUUCCACUUUCUAUAAGGAGGUCAAGGAUUUAAAUCUGAGAUCGAACCGGAGUGUCCGGCUUUCAAACCUGUACGGAUUCGCAGGAUAUGAUAAUAGCCUACCUAGCAUGCAGAGUUUCUUACUAAUUCGAGGACCCGGAGUUGUCCAACCCGUCCUGACUCCGGGGAAAAUAGCUCAAGUAGACGCAGUGGAUGUGUUCCCACUGAUAGCUCAUCUUUUAGGUUUGGUUGCUCCUCCUACUAACGGAAGCCUGGAUGUAUUCCGAUCCUACCUUUACAAUCCACCCAGUCAUACAGUACAAGUUAUCAAGGAGGCAAUAGACUAUAUUCAACAGAAGGAAAAUCUUCCAAAAGCUGGUGCUGCUGUUGGUAUCCUUGUUGUCCUGAUUCUUCUUAUCUGCUGUUGCUGUUGCUGUUGGUUCAAUAGAUCUCGAACUAAAGAUAUCGCAAAGAAUCAUACAUACAGAUACUCACAAGUGAAGAGUAACCGACGGCAUGAGAGUCGUGUAGACGGUAGUGAAGGAGGACCUGAAGAAGAUAAGGUUGGACUCCUAACCUCCUCAGCUCUCAUGAUGGAUAUGGAGUUUGAGGAAACAGUUUGACUCCUACAGCAGGGUUGUUACUUAGCUUGAGUACUUGAUUUAUUAAACUAUAAUAUCUCUUCAUCUAGUAUCUAUGUAUUGUAUGUUAGCAAAACUUCACUUCGAUACUUUAAAUGGCAAAAUUUCGAUUUGAAUUCUUAUCAAAUCGAACGUUUGGCUGGAACGAUUUAAAAUUUUGAAGAAAUAAAACAUAAACUAAGAUAUAUAUAAACAUAAAACACGU